This is a messenger RNA of Rotaria socialis, 582 nucleotides long. The record is from the annotation of a GenBank genome assembly. NCBI's taxonomy places the organism in Eukaryota, Metazoa, Rotifera, Eurotatoria, Philodinida, Philodinidae.
AUGCCAAAUCGUAAGAAGCCGAAUACAUUAUUUUUGCCCGCUCGAAUAAAGCGGCUAAUGCAAAAAGAUGAAGAAGUCGGUAAACUUUCUGCAACAGUUCCGGUGAUUGCUGCUCGUGCAUUAGAACAAUUUCUCGAAGAACUUAUUACGAAAACAGCAUCAAUAACAAUGUCACUUCAAGCAAAAACUUUAACACCCGAACAUAUUCGACAACAUAUCUAUGCAGAUCCACGUCUUUUGUUUCUUCAUGAUUUAGCUAAUCGAAUGGCACCUGGCCCAAAUAAUAAUAGUGGUCGAUCACUUUCAACAUCUUCUACGAUGUCAACAGCAUCAAAUCGUACACCAUUUCAACAACAGUUAAGUGUACCUUAUCAAGAUCCAUCACCGCUACCAUCAACAACAUCUACCAAUCAAAGUAAUUCACUCUACAUUAAUCAUCAAUUGAGUCGUUCUUAUUCGACUUCAUAUUAUACCAAAGUGAAAUCAAAUAAGCGAAGUUUUGAUCUUGUUAAUGAUGAACAAGAAGAUGACGAUGACGAUGAUGAUGAUGAGUCAUUCAUGCCGAAUCAUACAGCCACAUGA